CGGAGGGCUCGGUGCUCUGCCCGUCGUGCCUGGCAAGCGAGGCGCCCCUUCACCUAGCCGUCGCAGUCGCUGCCCUGAGCCGGAGCGGAGCAGGCGGAGAGAUGGCCUCGCAGCCGCCGCCGCCCCCCAAACCCUGGGAGACUCGCCGCAUUCCCGGGGCCGGCCCAGGGCCGGGCCCCGGCUCCACUUUCCAAUCUGCUGAUUUGGGCCCUACUUUAUUGACAAGACCUGGACAACCAACACUUACCAGAGUGCCCCCACCCAUUCUUCCCAGGCCAUCCCAGCAGACAGGGAGCAACAAUGUAAACACUUUCAGACCUGCUUACAGUUCAUUUUCUUCUGGAUACGGAGCCUACGGAAAUUCAUUUUAUGGAAGCUAUAGCCCUUAUAGUUAUGGAUACAAUGGUUUGGGCUUUAACCGCCUCCGUGUAGAUGAUCUUCCUCCCAGUAGGUUUGUUCAGCAAGCUGAAGAAAGCAGCAGAGGUGCAUUUCAGUCCAUUGAAAGUAUUGUGCAUGCCUUUGCCUCUGUCAGCAUGAUGAUGGAUGCUACUUUUUCAGCCGUUUAUAACAGUUUCAGGGCUGUAUUGGAUGUAGCAAAUCACUUUUCCCGGCUAAAAAUACACUUUACAAAGGUUUUUUCAGCCUUUGCAUUAGUUAGGACUAUAAGAUAUCUUUAUAGACGGUUACAGUGGAUGAUGGGUUUAAGAAGAGGCUCUGAGAAUGAGGACCUGUGGGCAGAAAGUGAAGGAACUGUGGCCUGCCUUAGUGCCGAGGACCAAGCAACUAACUCAGCAAAAUCUUGGCCAAUAUUCCUGUUCUUUGCUGUUAUCCUUGGUGGUCCUUAUCUCAUCUGGAAACUUCUAUCUACACACAAUGAUGAAGUAACAGACAACACAAACUGGGCAAGUGGUGAGGAUGACCAUGUAGUUGCAAGAGCAGAAUACGAUUUUGUUGCGGUGUCUGAUGAAGAGAUUUCUUUCCGUGCUGGUGAUAUGCUAAAUUUAGCCCUCAAAGAACAACAGCCCAAAGUGCGUGGUUGGCUUCUGGCUAGUCUUGACGGUCAAACAACAGGACUUAUACCUGCAAAUUAUGUCAAAAUCCUUGGUAAAAGAAGAGGCAGAAAAACAAUAGAAUCUUUGAGUACCAUGCCCAAGCAACAACAGUCUUUUACCAACCCAGCAUUAAUUAGAGGAGUCACUACCACCAAUUCUUUGGAUGAACAGGAAGCUGCCUUUGAAUCUGUUUUUGUUGAAACUAACAAAGUUUCUGGUGUACCUGAUUCUACAGGGAAAAAUGGAGACAAACAAGAUCUUUGAUGUGUUUCAUGUUUGUGGGCAGGCGAACAAUAUUUUAGAGUAUUUUUAAAAAUUAUUUCUUACAGAGAAAUUAAUUUGCAGUUGAAUGAAAGCAUUUGCUCAUGGCUGUGCCAGGUGUUCGGCUGCUAGACGUUAUGUCGUCCCACGCUGGCUGCUGGUCGAGUGACUUGGCUACACUUGACUGUCUCGUGGACCAUGAGGACAUUUUCACCUAGCUUUAAGAUUAUGGAGAUAGUUGUCAGCUCCAUCUUAUCUCAAUCCCUGGGCUUAUUGGAACAGUAGAACACACACGUUGCCUCAGAAGGGAUCACUAAUGCUUUUUAAAGUUCUGAGUUAGUUGACUUGAAGUCUUCAAAAAUUGAGUGAUAACAUCUACUUAUAAGAACAGACAAAAGGUUAAAUUUUUUUAACCUUAUAAAUAAACUAAAUAAUAAAAAUUUUCUGAUCUAUAUUAUGUCCGGUGUUGAGUUUACUUUAGGUGAAAUGUUUUUACCAGCAAAUAAUUGAUACUAUUAUCUUUUAUUGUAUUUAUAAAAGUGUGUUGUUAAGAGGUCACUGGAAGUACUGUGAAGGAGAUGGUUCUGAAUGACAGCUUUUUUUUGUUUUGUUUUGUUUGUUUUUGUUUUUGUUUUUUGAGACGGUUUCUCUGUGUAGCCCUGGCUGACCUGGAACUCACUCUGUAGACCAGGCUGGCCUCGAAUUCAGAAAUCCGCCUGCCUCUGCCUCCCAAGUGCUGGGAUUAAAGGCGUGCGCCACCACCGCCCGGCUUGAAUGACAGCUUCUUAACCUCUUUACAGCAUCACAAGGUCUCAUCCUGAGAGAAUCAGUAUAUAACUGGAUCUCAUCCUGAGUGGAUCACAGUAUAUAACUGGAUCUCAUCCUGAGAGAAUCAGUAUAUAACUGGAUCUCAUCCUGAGCAGAUCACAGUAUAUAACUGGAUCUCAUCCUGAGCAGAUCACAGUAUAUAACUGGAUCUCAUCCUGAGAGAAU
Messenger RNA from Apodemus sylvaticus (European woodmouse), 2306 nucleotides. RefSeq names its product peroxisomal biogenesis factor 13 (gene Pex13). The transcript is spliced from 4 exons. Gene Ontology annotation, cellular component: peroxisomal membrane; peroxisomal importomer complex; peroxisome. The record is from RefSeq and is a predicted model, not a curated record. Lineage: Eukaryota; Metazoa; Chordata; Mammalia; Rodentia; Muridae. The coding region runs from base 102 to 1316 and encodes 404 amino acids. Gene Ontology annotation, molecular function: protein binding. Gene Ontology annotation, biological process: protein import into peroxisome matrix, docking.